This is a messenger RNA of Centruroides sculpturatus (bark scorpion), 4636 nucleotides long. RefSeq lists its product as uncharacterized. Lineage: Eukaryota; Metazoa; Arthropoda; Arachnida; Scorpiones; Buthidae. The transcript has 4 exons. Bases 143 to 3022 code for a protein of 959 amino acids. The record is from RefSeq and is a predicted model, not a curated record. Gene Ontology annotation, molecular function: protein binding. Gene Ontology annotation, cellular component: plasma membrane.
CGUGCAGUAUCCUUAUCAGUCGCUGUAAACGUGUGUUGGUACUCGGUUGUCAAACAUCCAGGCCUCUCUCAACUGUAUCCGUGCGAUGAGUUGCGGGUCUGAAUAUGGCGAAGAUGGUGAUUUUCCUCUUUGACGGCAAAGAAUGCUACCAGGUCACGUGACAGGCCACAAAAUCAGAUUCAGUAACAACUACAAUGUGAUGGAAAUAUACUCCAAGCUUUUGUAUAUCCUUUUGCUGAUGCAACUUAUUACUCGGCUGGCAUUCGCUGGACCGUGCCGAUUAUCCGAAUUUACCUGUGAAAAUGGUAAAUGUAUAGGAUUGGGUAGAUAUUGUGACAGUACCGACGAUUGUGGUGACGGAAGUGACGAAAACGUUGGUUGCACGCCCUGCAAUCGCACGAUAUACGGUGAAGUCAACAUUAAAUAUCCACUGAGGAUCACGGAGCCAUUCCAACGCUAUCUACCUUUCGUCUGUCGAAUUAAUUUCAUUGCCGGAGGAAGAGAUUACGGAGAUAUCAUUGAAUUAACCUUUCUGUCCUUCCAGAUCGGAUCUCUGGAAUUAGAUAGGAACCAUACAGCCGUCUGCGAGAAAGGAUUUAUGAAAAUUAUGGAAUCGCCAAGGAGCACCAUACGAGGUCUUCACGUACAAGAUUACACUAAAAUCCUGACUUCUUCGGAUAGAUAUUUUCAACGAGGGACUGGAAAACCCGUAGUUGGACAACUUUGUGGAGAAAUGGCUGGUGUUGGAGCAACAUAUUACUCAGAGGGCAACAACGUCACUUUGCUCGUGGUGGUUCCUAGCAGAGCUGCAAUGCAUUUCGAUUCUUUCAGCCUUUAUCUGACUUAUCGCUUCCUUUCAAGAUUGCCGAGUCGUGUGCCAGAUGGUUCCUUGAAGCAUUCACCACAUUUAGGAAUCAGAGUACCAGGAAGUUUCUGUGAUCGCGAGUUCAUCAAUUGCCACAGGAGGAAGUGUGUUCUACGUUCGCCAAAUUUCCCUGGUUUCUAUCCAAGAAACAUUACCUGCAGGUAUGGAAUCAGGCAAGAGUUCGUACCUGAUGGUUGUCAGGCUCAGAUCAUCUUGGUGCAACCCAACGAAUAUAAAAUAUCCAUAUACGUGGGUAGUUCCAAUACAGGAAGUUUGCCACGCACUUCCUUGACUUCUAAUUGCUUUGGUGACUUGGUGGAUGUGUACGAUGGUUCAAGCAGUGAGCCUUUACUAGAAUUUUGUGGUGCUGGUUCAUUACCCGAAGUGAUCACCAGUGGCCCCGAAGCCGCUGUGAUGCUGAAAAGUGCUCCUUAUCAAGUGCUUUACGAUUCGAGGUUGGAGUUGCAGAUUAAAGUUCGCUUUGUGAAUUCUUCAGAAUUUCGUGUUAGGAGCGGGAAAUGCUCUUUCCGCAUUGACGGUUACAAACAGAGAAGAGGGGUCUUGUAUACGCCCCACCAUACUGUGCCCAAUAACAUUACCUGCACUUACACACUCACCGGAAGGAGUAAGAGGGACAGGAUAUGGUUAUAUUUUCUAAACUAUUACGUCAGAGACGACAGACGACUUGACGAAGACUCGAAAAGUGAAACGUGUCUUAAUGGGCGCCUCGAUAUUUACGGAUUUUCGGGAAAUUCCACUUUAACUUUCUGCGAAAAAUCCCAUCCGAAAAUGUGUGCGAGGGCUGCGGAUUAUUCAGGUCACGUCCCUCUUCGUCCUUGCUCUUAUCCGGAAGAGAGUUAUUUAUCUACAAGUUCAGUGGUUACUAUUAAGCAUCACGUGACAGGGAGGCAGGAAUUAUCCGCAGUAGCAUCGACUUUUACAGCCAGGUACGAGUUUAUAGAAGGGGAUAUGAGCACGGGAUGCGACCGCCAUUUUUCCAGCUCCGGAGAACACGCGGGUAAUUUGUCUUCUCCAAGGAAUCUCUUCUUGUACGGUCGGGGAGGAAGGACGAAUCUCACUUGCACGUAUACAUUUUCGGCUACAAGGAACCAGAGGGUGAGAAUUGAAAUCAGUUCCCUCAGAUUACCUUCCGAGAUCUGUUCUCAUUAUUAUGACAAGGCCUUUCAGAGACAUAAAUGUAACAUAAUGGGUUCUGGACAGCAUUCGGAGAUUAAAGUCACCGAAAGAAGGACCAUCCCUUCAUGGACGGUGGGUUGUCUAUGUGACGUCACACACGGGUUAAACGAAGUUGCCAUUUUAGAGUCUUCCGGUCCCGAAGUAACAAUGACGUUUAUCAUCGUGGGAAUGUCGUCUUUUGAAGAUUUUAACAAUUAUUGGUUUGAAGCUAAUUAUACAUUCUUCAUCCCUACAGCGUGCGAAGGAGUUAGGAAGAAACAAGAAACUAGCCAAGGCCGAUUAGACUUUACAGUAUCACCUAAUCAAGAAAUUAGAGGAUAUCCCAUAAGAUGCCAUUGGAUAUUAGAGGCAUCACCCAGACGAUAUCUAUACCUUAAAGUCAGGGGAUAUGACGGCUCGGAAAAAUGCCCGGGUGAAAAUAGGUUACUAGUAUACGCAGGGCCUACUAAUCAACCAGUUGCAUCGGUCUGUAGCCGUGGAGAAACUGAGCUGAAUAUUUUCUCUAGUUCGUGGUAUAAUGACACUUAUGGUCACCACAGAAUCGAUUAUACAGAUAGAGUAGUCUUGGAAGCGGUAGCACACGUGCCAGGUUAUUUCAGACUUCGGUGGAUCGAAGUCACGAAACUCUAUUUGAGAACUCAAUCUGGGCAAACCAUGAGAAAUGUAGAUUGUUUACAUGCAUGUCCAGAAUUAAGUGCGUGCAUCGCACCAGAGCUGUGGUGCGAUGGUCACGAACACUGUCCAUCGGGACACGAUGAAUCAUCAGAACACUGCCGACGAUUCCCAAUCCUCUACGUUGCUGCUGGUGGUGCUUUGGCACUCUUAGCUUGUUUAGCUAUGGUGGCAUUUGGUAUUAGAAGAUGCAGGAAGAACAGGAAGACCAAUAAGAUCAGAAGACCUCUAAGGAAGGACGUUUACGAAAUGGAGAGCCCUAUCGGAGCGACAAUUUCGGUUUACUGAAGGAUUUCUUUUGGUAAAGUGCUGCAGUGCUGAUAAUUAUUACAAGACGUGACGAAUUUUAAACAACCCUUAAGUGCCAAAAUAUAUAGAAGAUAAUUAUAGUUUUAUCAGUUUAAGCCAUUUAUGGUCAGGUCGAAAAAUUUUAUCGAAGAUCGUACGAUGCGGAAUUUUAAACGGGGGUUCGAGUCUCAUAAUUUACGAGGCAUCAAACAGGAAAUUUGGUGUACCUAACGCGUACUUAAGACAGGAAAAUAGUGAAAUACUCUAGUUAAAUUUCAUGUUAAUAAGAUAGAAAUAAUUAAAAAAUUUACUUAGUAAUUCAUUAAAAUCGCGCGUAAGAAACCAAUAUUCAAGUAAAUUUAUUCCUCUUCAAACAUCAAGAAGAAUGUUAAAAGCCGAAAGGAAAUUUCAAUUUUUCAUUACAUUAACCAUCCAACGAACUUAUUAAAAAGAAAUAAAAUAUAUAUUCAAGUAAUUAAAUACAAUCCUCCUGAAGUCAGCAAAGCGGAUCACCUCCUCUCUGGAGGAUUAAAAUCAAAACCGAUAAACAAACUAGAAACGAGCAGAAUGAACAGUUUUAAAACUCGAAAACAGUAAUUUAAGUAAUAUUUUAAUAAGUUAAAACUACCCGGAAAGUCAUUAUUGCUUACCUUAGAGGAUUGUGCUGCUCAAUUAAAACAUACCAAAAGCAAUUCGUUAAGGCAAGCAGUCUCUAAGGAUAUGUAACUUAUGUAUAAACAUGUAACCCAAAUCGACAUUCGAAAAGUGGGUUGUAGCUCAAUAAUUUGGUGAUAUCUGGUACAACGUCGACGUCUUCGUGUCUUUUAUCUUACACUUCUACCAUUGCUUAUUCCAAGAGGGAGUUGUUAUUUAUCACUAGUUGUUUAACAUGGGGGAGGGAAAGGCUUGUAUUUUCUGUCUUUAUUGCUUAUGUAUUAUACUCUAGACGUUCGUAAUUUGGUCGAAAUUGCAUCAGAGAAAAUUACUAAUAUCUUCUACCCCACUUAACUCGAGUAUAAGUGGUGCAGAUGACUAGCUUCAAGGGAGGUUGUAAAGAGCUUGAAUUGCGACUUCAUAUUUACCUUAUUCCAUUUCAGGGACCAUUUCAUUUAUUUAAUGAAAUAUUUUCUAGCGUUUUAAGGUUAUACAAUCGUUAAAUUUUAAGAUGUAUAUACAUAUAAAUAAAUAUAUAUAUAUAUAUAUCCUGACGGUUUUUUAGUUGGGGGGAUUUUUUUUCUGUUUGCUUAUUUAUGGGCGCUGCAGCACUUGUUCAGGUCUGAUUUAAAUUCAGUUGUAUUUUUUCUUUUUUUAAAUUAUUACUUUUGUUUUCCCCUUGACGUUCAAGUGCCUACCUUUACAAGAAUAUUGGAUGUUGUUUGGUGUCAAGUAAAAUUUGAUCCCACCUGACUAUAUACAGUUUUUCUUGUGUCGUCUUUUUGAAUAACUCUUGAUGGCAGACCGAAGAUUCUAUUCUUUUUUCGUCUACAUGGGAUGAUAUUUUCGUGUUUUAUUAUUAAAAAAACGUAUAAAAACCUCUUUUUUUAAUUAUAUAUCGAAGAAUAAUAAAGGUAUAUUUUAAUUAAAACAUAAUAUAAACAUUAAUCUUAAAGAAUG